This is a messenger RNA of Acanthosepion pharaonis, 846 nucleotides long. Lineage: Eukaryota; Metazoa; Mollusca; Cephalopoda; Sepiida; Sepiidae. The record is from the annotation of a GenBank genome assembly.
AUGGUUCUGGGGGUGACCCUUUACGGUCUUUAUUUGUGUCGUAAAGCUCAUUCCAAGAGUAUCUACGAAACACAAAAAUCCGUCGAUGAGUAUAUGCACUUCCAUUACGGGAACUUCGAGUCGGGUUCGCAUGGUAACUGGUACAAGGAACAUACAAUUGAUGAUGGAUUUAACUUUCCAGUUCGAUGUGUUAUUCUCUGCGCCAAACAUUGUUCAGAGUCAGACUCUACUGAGCCUCGUCGUGCCUUAGAUAUUGGUUGUGCAGUUGGCCGUUCCACAUUUGAGUUGUCCCGACAUUUUGAUAAGGUGAUUGGAAUUGACUAUAGUAAGGCAUUUAUCUCGCAAUGCAAUGCAAUGAAAGAGAAGAAGCAGAUCAAUUAUGCCAUCGCCACUGAAGGAGAUCUCUCAGAAAAAUUCAGUGCUCAAUUAGAUCCUGAGUUGGAUUUGGGCAGAGUCAGUUUUAGAGUUGGAGAUGCUUGUAACCUUCCAAAAAAUCUUGGAAAAUUCCAUUGUGUCCUGGCAGCUAACUUGAUAUGUCGUCUUUAUGAUCCGUACCUGUUUCUUGAGCAAUUGCCCAAUCUUUUAGUAGUUAAUGGUAUUCUUGUUCUCUCGGCUCCCUAUACAUGGCUGUCAUCAUUCACUCCAAAGGCACGAUGGCUAGGGGGUUAUCUUAAUGAAAAGAAGGACCCUGUCCGUGCAAUUGACACUCUUAAAGAAGUUUUGUCACCACAUUUUGCUUUGAUUAAACAAACUGACAUGCCAAUGCUUAUACGUGAAACAGAGCGGAAACAUCAGUGGACCAUGUGUCACAUCACAAUAUGGCGUCGGUUGCCCCCAGAAACCUAA